Malassezia globosa CBS 7966 is the source of this 2727-nucleotide messenger RNA. RefSeq lists its product as uncharacterized. The record is from RefSeq and is a predicted model, not a curated record. Gene Ontology annotation, molecular function: transcription coregulator activity. NCBI's taxonomy places the organism in Eukaryota, Fungi, Basidiomycota, Malasseziomycetes, Malasseziales, Malasseziaceae. Bases 1 to 2727 code for a protein of 908 amino acids. Gene Ontology annotation, cellular component: core mediator complex; mediator complex. The transcript has a single exon. Gene Ontology annotation, biological process: regulation of transcription by RNA polymerase II.
AUGGACCAUACCACUGAGAGUGGUUUUAGCGAUGUCCCGUUGGAGCAACUACUAAAAGAGCUACCGGUAGAAGACAGUGACUUGGUUCCUUUGACUGUUCUUGUCGAGCGUAUCACAAAUAAUGCAUAUCAGACGAUUCAGAGUCUGAGUGAUACACUUCCAUCGUUACCCAGUGGUGCAAAACGUGUCAAGAUUUUUAGGACAGCACUAGAAUUACGCAGGUUGUUCAUCAAACUGCUUGUUAUUGUCCGAUGGUCAAAGGAUGUCGAUUUGUUCAACAGGGUCCGGAACGUAGUUGCUUUACUUGUUGAGCAGCAAUGGGCUCAUGAAGAUGUGUUCUCUGGCCUCACACAGGUGCGAAAAAUCAUGCCGAACGCACGCAUUAGCGACGCUGAUUUUGUCACAGCUAUUGAUGUACUGCGUACUGGGACUUAUAGGCGCCUACCUUCUUGCAUUAAGGACAGUGCAGUGUCCCCGAAACCCAUUGACAACGAAGAAGCUUUGCACACGCUGGCUAACCUUGACAAUGUCUUGCAGAUUCGUUUCACCUGUUCAGAUUACGUUCCGAUGGGUCUCCGUUUGCAAUGUAUUCAAGACGGAAAGGCAUAUUUAGAAGCACCUGAUUUAUACAAAAUGUGCUUGACAGUAAGUGGUCCGGAGGAACAUGACCGCUGGUGGCUCUUGGACUUCGAAUUUCUGGACAAGCUUGGUCAGCAAGAGAGCCUUGUGCCUAAUCUUACGGAGCCUUUUCUCGAACAUGUACUCGAGUCAGCAGAGUUGAUACUCUCCUCAGAGUAUAACAAGGAGGAACAGUCUACUCUGAUGCGGCUGCAUGAUAUGCUUGAGCAAGAGGCACUCCAACGACAGUUGCAUAUCUUGCACCAUCAAACACAGAGGAUGGCCCAGUUUAGUUGGGGGAAAAACAUCCGAUAUUCACUCGACCCAAUGGCUCACAUUCUGGAAGUUUAUUACUGGGUUAGCCACAGUGAAGGCAUGAAGGACAAAAGCAAGCUUCAAGGUAGACUUGGUCUCCAGAUUGUAUCUCAACCUUUAAAGGGGCAAGGUAGGAUCUUGUCUGAUAUUCUUUCUGGAAACCAAUCACCCAUACAUCAGAACAAUAUCCAAGUCCAAUGGCAUAUUGAUCCCAGCUUACAAAUUUAUCUGUCGUCGAAGGAAAAAGAGUGCAAGUUGGAAUGUCUCGAUAUGGAAACGCUACUUCUAAAAUGCAUUAGCAUGCAUACUCUAGCUCUUAUGAAGCACCUCGAGUCAGAUGUUCAAAGUCAUGAAGGUUUAGGCGCUGGAAAUCCGAGUCUAUGUCGCCUAUGCACACACAAUGAUAGCGGCUACGGGCCAAGGUAUUCACUAGAGCUACGGCUUUCGGACACUGUACAUGUCAUGAUGUAUAUUCCGACAAUCUCUGGUAAAAUUGGAUUGAGGCUCCUCGACCGGAAUGAAAAUCGGAACAAUAUGAUUCUCUCACUAAGUCAAAGUCAGAACGCAACCUUGCAGCGUAUGGCAGAUCAGAUUCAGGCCGAUCUAUCAAGCUUUGCAGACACUCUAUUCACGUUCCGUCUCCAGUGCCUCACGCGAAGUCUCCAGCUUCAAAUCUCCUGGCUUGGAUUGCCUUGUUCUACUUCUAUUGCUCUUAGGUCUGAAGAGCUUAAAAAGUUAAGCUUACAAAACGGUCGUCCGCUAUUAUACGUGCCGCUGGGAAUAGUACCUGGAUACUACUUGAUGUUGUAUUUUGCCCCUGAUCAACAGUUGGGUAUGGCGAUGGUACUGAUUGCGUCAGUUAUUGAAAAUGGCAAGGCUCUGCAAGUGAUUAAUUCUGUCAAAUGGCUUGAGAAAACAUACUUGUCUCUCUUCAUCGUAUCUGGUGCCUCUCUGAUCAACAGGUCAAUACCUCCAGAAGGUGAUUCCACGGCUAAAGAUCGGAUACGUACUGAAGAGUUAGAAUUGGCGCUUAAUUACUGUUUGGCAAUUGUUGUUUAUUCUCACUUGGAGGAACAGUUAAGACUGAAACUCGUACCAUUUACCCUUGUGGGUGGUACGACUAGCUCCCCUUCAUCACCGACUAGUGGCCACGAUCCAUUGCUUCCAAGUCUGUGUGUUCAAUCUAAAAAAUUGCUUCCAUCGUUCGAGGAUUUGGUAAGUCCCAACAUGUCUUUACAGCUUUGUGAUUGGUGGCUUCCGUCAAAACGCAGAGUUGUUAUCAGCUUGAAAGUGAGGUUAAAUGGUGAAUUUAAUAUGGAAGAGGUGCAACUUUACGAUGGAAUGGUCUUAAAUCUCCAAACUGGUAUUCUCACUUUUUCAUGCUAUGACUUGACAGCGGCUUUAAUUAAAUUUCAACAAAGUUGGGACCAAAUUGCUCGUAUGUGCACUUUGAUAAACGCUAGCACUAUAUGGAACCAGCCCGAUUUUCAUGUUUCGCUGGAGUCUUUGGCUCUGCAACAAGUCAAGUUUGUAUAUGGGCCGGAGGGAUACGGAAAAGAUCAUAAACGCUACACUAUUCAAGUAACGUUCGAAAAAAUGGACCGAGCUAAUCUGGCUCGCUAUACACUGGACUUUGGUUUACAAACUAAUGAUAAAAAUCACAAUGAGCGGAAGGCCCUCAAUCCUCAUCAGCAUAUUUUGAAGAUCUUGGAGCGUAACUUGAAUUCACUCGAUAAAAAUACAGACAUUGUCUGGCAACUCAUGUUUCAGGUGCGUACCUCUAAGAUAUUCUAA